UUUAAAGAUAUUAUCUUAAUUUGUUUUAAGUGACUAUUUUAUACUUUUAAUGUUAUGGUCAUAUAAUAUUCAAAUAUAUGUAAUCUAUUAUAAUAUAAAACCGAUACCUUAUAACUUAUUCAUAUCAUUGAGUUUCAUACUUUCAUUAAAUAAUGUUUAAAUAAGCAAUGUUUAAAAAAAUCAGAAGUUUUGUUUUUAAAUCUUUUCAAUAUUUCUGUGUUGCUCACUGUAUAACAGAACAUGUAGCAGAUAUAUUCUUAUGUUCAGGUGAUUCCAUGCAACCAUCUAUUCACUCAGGUGAUUUGGUAAUUAUUCAACGUUCUUCAAAGAUGUUCAACAAUGUAGAUAAAGGUGAUGUAGUUGUUGUAAAGUCACCUGAAGAAUAUAACAAAUUCAUUAUGAAAAGAGUGAAAGCUGUUGAUGGACAAAUGGUUAGAAGAGGGAUAAAUUAUCAAGUGGUACCAAGAGGCUCAGUAUGGUUGGAAGGUGAUAAUCACACAAAUUCAACAGAUUCUUGGGAGUUUGGUCCUGUACCUAAAGGAUUAAUACAUGGCCGAGUUAUUUGUCGAAUUUGGCCCUUGUCACAUUUUACUAUGAAAAUUUGAUAUGGCUUAUUUAGUAAAUAUAUAGCACAAAUAAAAAAUUGUGAUUGAUGAUUAUA
Molecule: messenger RNA, 661 nt
Organism: Rhopalosiphum maidis (corn leaf aphid)
Lineage: Eukaryota; Metazoa; Arthropoda; Insecta; Hemiptera; Aphididae
Product: mitochondrial inner membrane protease subunit 1
Exons: 3
Coding region: 168-605 (145 amino acids)
Cellular component (GO): mitochondrial inner membrane peptidase complex; membrane
Molecular function (GO): serine-type endopeptidase activity
Source: RefSeq, a predicted model, not a curated record